Molecule: messenger RNA, 2892 nt
Organism: Salvelinus namaycush (lake trout)
Lineage: Eukaryota; Metazoa; Chordata; Actinopteri; Salmoniformes; Salmonidae
Product: mitochondrial fission regulator 1-like
Exons: 9
Coding region: 142-1206 (354 amino acids)
Biological process (GO): mitochondrial fission; aerobic respiration
Cellular component (GO): mitochondrion
Source: RefSeq, a predicted model, not a curated record
CUGAUUUGAAAGUGAACAUUUAGGGUUGUUUGAGGUGAACAGAAAGCUGUUAUUGGACGUUGUCGUAAGGACACUAACUACCUCAGAAGAUGCUUUUUUGUGGACUACUCUACAACUGCCUCUCUGAAACGCAUCGAUAGAAUGAGUCAAGACAAUACAAGGAUAGAAAAGAACCUGGACUUUGGCUUUUCAGGCAAGGCGUAUGGGUCCUCGAGGAGUAUUGUGAGAAGAAUAGCCACCAAUCUUCCCCUUAAACCAUGCCCCAGGGUCCAUUUUCAGCUCAAUCCUUACACUGAAGGUGGUAGUGUCCUGAACAGUGCUGGGAGACAGAAUGGACUGGUUGCCUCUUUGGCUGAUGUCGUCUGGAUCGACAGGGAAGAGGAGGAAGAUGAAAAUGACUGGUUUGGAUUUGGUAGACCGAGGUCAGAAGCACCGUCAGGGCUCAUGUUCCGUUCUCACCCACCUCAGCCCAAACAACAACCUUUGCCCAGACGUAGAUCAUUACCCAGCCUGCACCAGGCCGAGCCAGAGCCCCAGGGUCAAACCCGCAGCAACGAUGAGGCCAUUCAGAAGAUCAGUGCUCUGGAGACGGAGCUGGCCAAACUCAGAGCCCAGAUCGCACAGAUAGUACUGACCCAAGAGCAGAACGCACAGACACCAGCCCCAGGUGGUCCUCCUGCCCCGGGUCGCCCUGCACCACCCUGCGCCCCUCCCCCUCCUCCACCCCCACUCAUGGGAUUCCAGCGGAGCUUCUCAGUCAUUGGCCUCAUCCAGGAGCGCCGUGGGAAGAAGACAGACGGACAGACACUGCUGGACCAGGGGCCCAAGCAGGCAGAGGUCCCCAACAUGCUGGAUGUGCUUAAAGACAUCUGCAAAGUCAAGCUGCGCCCCGCUAAGAGCCGGCAGGAGGAGAGCCAAGCCAAGCCUAGUGAGCCCACAGAUGCUGCGUCUCUCAUCGCUAAUGCCUUGAAGCGCAAGUUUGCCCAUCGCUAUCGCCACAACAGCAAUGAGGACAAGGAGUUUGACUUCCCAGCCUCUGAACUGAAACCUUUCUGUUCUGAAUUCCCCAAGACCGACAAAGUAGAGGUUCCCCUGGUAAGGCAGUACCGGUUGAAAACCCCAGCCCCUGUAGUGAAACUACACCCAGAGACACCCUUGUUUGGGCAGCACAUGUUGAAAUCUACUGGCCAGAGAAAGCUCCUCUGAGCACCCACAGAGAUGGUUUGAGUUCUGGACCUCCAGACACCCAUGGACACUUAAGUGCCUUAUCAACCUGUUUGUCACCGGUCUCUGUGGAUGGCCAUGUUGUUUCUGACUAGAUAUGCAAUCAAUCUGCUCUCCAUUCCUACUCACCAACAGUAUUGCCUCAGUCUUCAGUUCUUGCACUUUGAUAACAUACCGUAUGUAAUAUAUAUUUGUUUCAUUUAAAUGUCUUAUUUUUGUUUUGAAGUCUUCGAUCUUAAAUUAGGACGGUCUAAGAUUGGUUGUCAGAUUUUCGUACCACAACUAAAUUCCAAUGACAUUCACCAGUGUUGUGUUCUGGAUAUAGUCUAACACUACAAAAUCCUAACAUUCCUCUCAACUGACAACUGUUAAUAACUACAUGUAUUGAAGGGAAUUUAUGGGAUUGAACUGUUUCUAAAUGCACAGUGACAAAGGCUUAUCCAUGCCCUUUUCAAGGCAGUUUUAUUUAUUUUUGCCUCACUGGGUCUUUGCUGUCUACUUCUUACUAGGGAUAGAGAUGUAUGCAGAGAAGAGGGAUCAUUUUUGUUAAUUGCAUCCUAGUCAGUUAAAUGUCAAGUUGUAGUUGCUACCAAUUAUCAAAGCGUCCAUGGUUGAUUUAAUUGUAUUUCAUCUUAGACUGGAUCGCUUUGAGUUGUACUGGGACCAGUUCUGUACCUCACUAAGCAGAGUGGACCAAACUUACACUAAUCUACCAGUCAUUUUAUUCAUUACUGGGCAGGAGGAUGGUUUUAUUAGUUCCAAUCGGUGUGUAUUCCAGAUCCAUGACAAGCCUAUUUUCAUCCUGAGGUAAUCUACUCCCUCUUUUUAAACCACAAUAUGAAAACAUUUAAGGGAAACAUGUUAGUUUCAUACCAUAACCAGUUCCACUGAUGGGAAACAAUUGAAGACAUUGGCCAGUUUAUUUCAGUGACAUACUAAGCUUUGAACCUUUGCAUGGUGGGAGUAUGGACAACUGUCAGUAAUACUUGAUUUAAAACCCUAACUCAAACAUGGGGAAAUGUCAUCCACAUUUGACAAACUUAGAAUCAAAUUUAUGAAUGAAACUCUGGAUGUGUGUGCAUGAAAUGUUAUUUUCCAAAUCUCAUCAAAGAUACAUUUCAGGUAAAUAGGAACUGUUUGCACAUUUAUAGUAAUCUGCACAAGCAGAGACCUUGAGUGGUUGAACAAUGACCGAGGGCUCUUAAAUCAAUCGCUGAAGUGUUACAGAAAUGUGAAAGGUAAUUUCCAAAUGAGUUGACAUGCAGCGUUUACCGUGAAUGCAGUCGCUGCUAACAUGGGAGCCUUGCCUUUCAGUCUACAUUGUUGAUCCCUGAAGCUCCUUUGGUUUAUGUCCUCAGUUCCACAUGAUGUAGAACAGAGUUGCCUGUCUAUUCAUUACAUGUUGAGUAUCUCACUCAAUACAGCCCUGUUUAUGACUCCGAACACUGAAGUUCAAUUGGAUCAUUGAAAUUUGUCAACUGUUUUUAUUAAUCAAAAACUGCAACAGGCAUGUAUCAAAAGGUCAAUACAGCAAAGCCUUAACAAAAUGGUUUGAUACUGAAGUCAUCUUCCCAAAAUGGCUGUUGCAAAAAAAUUGUAAACAGUUUAACAGUCUUACAGCGAAAUGACAAAUCAGCUAAAAUAAAAAGCACCCGUUAUUGUUCAAAA